ACACGAUACACGACAUAUUCGCAGCAGAGUUUUCCUCGUCAGUCAAUGAACCAAAAUAUCGUGGUUUCGCGCAAAGUAAUUUGAGAGUUGCUGUCCAUGGAAACUCUCAUAUGCUGAUCAUUUUGUUCUCAUAGCCGAAUCUCUGGCAGAAUUAAAGAAUAAAUUCCAGACAUGGAAGCUAACUCUAGUAUUAAGGGGUCUAAAGUUUGUGUUUGGAUGAUCUGACCUUUCAACGAUGGAUAGAAGAGGCAGAGGUUCCUUCUUCAUUUUACUACAGUUACUUAAUCAUCUAAUGUAUCUUGGUGGCUUUUCUGUAAUCCCACCAGUUACAUUAUUUGUCACCUUAGUGAAUGUAGCUGUUCACUUUGAGAACUUCUUUAUGCCCGUAUCGAUUUUCCCAUCAGUAGAAACUGCUUGCAUCAGUGUGUUUCAUGUAUGGACUCAUUUGCAAUGGAAACGACUAAUCUAUGGAGCAUUUUUCCAUCUCGAUGAUCUACAUCUUUAUUAUAACAUGGUUUCUUUCCUUUCGAAAGGUAUCCGCCUAGAAAAAAGGCUAUCAUCACAACACUUUGGAUUUUUAUUGGUAUUUUGUACUGUAGCUUCAGGUGUCGUUCUUAUUGCACUAAAUAUUUUAAUGAUGAUAUUAACUAAUGAUACUUCCUAUGAACUGACUUGUGCUGUUGGUUUCUCAGCUGUGAUAUUUGCCAUUAAAGUCGUCCUUAAUUACAUGAAUCCACAAGAACAGCAUGCUUAUGGAGGCUUUUUAAUUCCAUAUAAGUAUAUACAUUGGUUAGAAGUUGUUAUGAUUCAGCUCAUAGUUCCACAAGCCUCAUUCUUAGGUCAUAUAUCUGGGAUCAUUGUUGGUUUGAUAUACUGUAAAACUCCCUUGAAAGAUAUUUUCAGCAGAAUAUUCCCACCAGAUCAAAGAAGUGAGAGUGAGCAUGAAAAUCCAUAUUCUAGUAAUAGAUAUAAUCAAUAUCCUGGUCACCAACCGCAUUAUGAUGCUUAUCAAUCUCCAUAUACACCAUAUGGGUUCCGCUACAGAAGGUUCUGAAGAUAUUAAAGAGACACUCUUAAUGACAAUCUCCUGUUUGUUGAGAUCCACUUUUUGGAUUGUGCCAGAAGAUGUUCAGAGUAUUUCUUAUUUUUAAAAUCUGAUCUCCAUGUUAAAAGAAAUGCAACUUGCUUAUUUCCCCUCUACUACUAAAUUCAUGUAUUGGCCCUACUAUAACAAAUGAAUAUUGGAAUUCAAAUGAAACUCUGUAUACACAUCAAACUCUGAAUUACAUUAUUAUGCAUUAUACACUCACAUACACACACACACACACACACACAGAUAUCCCCUCCUUCCCUAAAUUGCAUGUGCUUAUAUAUGUUUUGGAGAUGUACUAACCAGGCUAGUGAUCUGAGACUGUUUUGAAACUAAAGCAAUUACAAUGUAAAAGAUACAUUUUAUCUUUUGAAAAACACUCAAAAAAUGCCAACUUCAUUUAAACAUUUAUUAUUUUGUGUUAAAAUUUUCCUGGCACUAACUGCAGUGGGAUCAUGAGUGUCCCAGAUUGCAUUUGGUUUGAUGAAAAUUUUGACACCAAAUAAUAUAUGUAAGUGGGGUUAACAGUUUUUAUGUGAUUUUGAAUGAGUAAUAUGUGUCCUUCAUACUGUAAUGGUGUUCUUAUACAUACAUGCAUGCAUGCAUACAUACAUAUGUACGUAUGUAUGUAUGUGCAUGCAUGCAUAGUAAAAUAUCAUUUAAUUAACGUUUUUGGUUGAUUGUUUGCAUUAGUGGAUUGAAAAGAAUUUUGCUAAAGAAAUCCACAGAUGUGUAGUGUUUGCCAGAAAAUUGAUUGAAUGAAACCCUGGUCAGAUAUGUAAUCUUGCUUAUCUUUCAUGCAAACAAACAUAUAUUAGACUCUAUAAGUUAAACACUUUGUGUGUAUCACACAAGCACACACAUGAAACAAAUACAUACAUACGUAUGUAUGCAGUUGUCACUGCUAUUUGUUUCUAAAACUUAAUUUCAAAUUAAAAUUGAAAACGAAAAAAAAAAUUUUUGAAUAUUUUAUUUAUUUUUAUAAUAACGUUCCUUUGAAAUUACUAAAAACAAUUCUGAUAAAUAAAAUUGAAAACAAUAAGAUAAAAUUCCUGUCUUUAACAAAGUGUUCCUCUAAAACAUUUUGAUGUAUUUUGCUCAAAUUUUCAAGAAAAUUUAUUGCUAAAAAAUAAAAAGAAAUGUUAUUUUUAUGUGUAGCUUAUUUAAAAAAGUUAAAAACUUGUAAAAAGGGGUAUGGUUUCCCUUAGAUUUUAACUGUGCAAACUUGAAUGAAACUUAGCAAUACCCACACCCACCUUUUUGUUUUAAUUUUGCUUUAUUUGUAUAUUGGUAUCUUAUGCUGUUACAUCUUAUCACUUGAAUGUUUUGUCUUGUAAUCUAUUGUCAUUAAAAUAUACCCUAUUUUCUGAAUUAUUUU
Octopus sinensis (East Asian common octopus) is the source of this 2468-nucleotide messenger RNA. RefSeq names its product rhomboid-related protein 4. Lineage: Eukaryota; Metazoa; Mollusca; Cephalopoda; Octopoda; Octopodidae. The transcript is spliced from 6 exons. Bases 236 to 1054 code for a protein of 272 amino acids. Gene Ontology annotation, cellular component: membrane. Gene Ontology annotation, molecular function: serine-type endopeptidase activity. The record is from RefSeq and is a predicted model, not a curated record.